GAAAAUUUGCAUCGUCAGCCAGUCCAUUACAGGGGAGGCUUGCAGGAGGACCAUCAUCAGUCUGACUGAGCACCACUGUCAUCAUAUCGAUUGGUGCAGUCGGGGAGAAUGGAGUACUACUGGAUAUGCCUGUGGAGCGUCUUGGGGGUGGGUCUGUGUGUUCCUGAUGAUGAACACUAUACUCUUCAUCUGAGUCCUCUCAACUUCAACAACGCUUUAGAAGCCUGUCUGCCUGCCAGUUUCCUAACUAAAGUGGCCAGUAUGGAGGAAGCCACAAAGAUUUUGAAAGUCAUCGCGAACAUGCCAUCCACAGAAGGUACAUUUGAGUUUUGGGUGGGUUUGAGGAAAGAAAAGUUGGAUUGUGUGAAAAAUGACACACCUCUGAAAGGUUUUAAAUGGACAGUGGAUAGCAGCAGUGACACAAAACUGGAUCAGUGGAAGUCUUUGCCCAAACCAACCUGCACGGUUAUACACUGUGUAUUUCUCUCGGGUGAGUUUAAUGGAACUGAAAUAGUGAACUGGGGGUUUGUUCCCAGUACCUGUAAGACAAAUCGUCCAUUCAUUUGUAAACAACGUGAUGAAAAGAUGCCUUUCAUGGACCAGUGUCUUAUCCCACACAUACUGGAGGCCCGAUCAAUAAGGCCAGACCCAAAUAAUCCUCAUAAACUGGAUCUAGAAUGUUUGUCUGGGCAAUUGUUUAAACUGACUUGCUCUGCAACAACUCUGAAAUGGAAACGUGAUGAUGGAUCGGCUAUAGAUGGCAUUUGUGCUUCGUGCAAAGCAGGUUAUGUGAGAGAUGGGUCUGGAAACUGUGUGGACAAUGAUGAAUGCAGAGAUCAGCCCUGCAAAGGCCAAUGUGUCAACACAGAGGGUUCUUACCUCUGUAAAUGCCGUGAUAAAAAUGGAAAUCUUCAAGACGAGGGCUCAGUGUCAUGCAAUGAACUACCAGUAGCUACCUUUACUGAAGGAAGUGACAACUAUUUGGUCCAAGACCACACUCCCACUCCCAAGCCAACAAUUACCAUCUUUCUGCCGGACCAACCCACUCCCACUUCCCCUACGGAUGACAUUGAGAUAGUGGACACGAGUGGAGAACAAGCCAAAAUCUUCAUACCUGUGGUGAUAGCAGUGAUGACCUUGGUCGUUCUGGUGGUCGUGGUGUUGGCUACUGUGAAGUGCUGUCUCAGGAGGCGAUCGCAGAAACUGGCCAUGAAAACUGCAGAGAAAAUGGCAAUAAAGAGGGCAGAGGCCUCGGAGGAAAAAUACUCCCUGGAAAACACAAAUGAGGAGGCAACUUAAGCAGAAGUGUGAACGGAGGUCACAGCAGACUCAGACAACCUGAAGAUUUAAACUGACAAUAUAUAAGACUUAUUUCAGUUCUUACAGUUAAUUGUCAAUAAGCACUUUAAUAACAUUUCUUAAAAGAAAGGAUUGACCACUACUUAGACAAUACAAUGUUAAUUUUCACUGCAGUAGUGAAAAUGAAAGCUUUGGAUAUUAUUUUAUUUUGAGGAUUUGUAUGUGGGCUCACAUUUCUUCCUAGUAUUUGCUAGGCCUUUAUGUUUAUUUACGUACUUAACUUUUGUACUGUUGUAUAUACUGUAUGUGGUUUGUGUGUAUAUAUAUAAGGCAUCAUGUAACAUAGGAAGAUGAAUUUGAUGCUUCAGUAUUUUGGAAGUUUCUAGUCCUGAUAUAAAGGAUCACAGUCUCUGCCCAUGGCUUAAAAUGUUGAGCCCAUAUUAACCUAGUUCUUUCUCCGUUCAAAAGAAAGACCCUAUCUUGUCAAUAGAUCAACUGAUUUUAAAAGCAUUGAUUUUAUUACAAUUGAAAAUAAAGGUUGAAUGAAUUAUGAGCAAACA
Messenger RNA from Oncorhynchus kisutch (coho salmon), 1859 nucleotides. RefSeq names its product C-type lectin domain family 14 member A. Bases 109 to 1299 code for a protein of 396 amino acids. Gene Ontology annotation, molecular function: calcium ion binding. NCBI's taxonomy places the organism in Eukaryota, Metazoa, Chordata, Actinopteri, Salmoniformes, Salmonidae. The record is from RefSeq and is a predicted model, not a curated record. The transcript has a single exon.